AUGCUGAGAAGUGGUAAGCAACUACCUACCAAUGAGCUCAAUAGGGACAUUGAGACUAAAGGAGGGGAUGUAGUGGUUGAGAUUGAAGAUGAGGAUGAGUUGGUAGUGAAAGACUUGGGUAAAGACAAAGAAGCUGAUGAAGUUGUGGUUGACAAAGGCAAGAGUAAAGUGGUUGAGGAACCAAAGCAAGACAACACCAUUAAUGAAGCUUUCAAGAAGAGUAAGGAGAUUGCCAAGGAGAUUCUAUUUGUGCCUCCACCUUAUGAGCCAAGACUGCCAUUUCCUGGUAGGUUUAAGAAGCAACGAGUGGAUAAAUAUAGAGCUAUGUUUGAUGCUCAAAUGAAAGAUGUUGCCAUCACAAUGCCAAUCAUUAAUGCAUUUUUGCUGAACCCAUCAUACAAUAAGUUCCUCAAAGAUGCAGUUAUGGAAAAGAAGAAAGCUCUUCAAGGAAUGGUAAUCUUAACCCAUGAGUGUAGUGCUAUCAUUCAAAACAAGGUAGUAGCAAAGAAGCUUGAAGAUCCUAGUAGCUUCACUCUCCCUUGUACACUUGGACCCUUAUCUUUUAGCCACUGUUUAUGUGACCUUGGGUCUAAUGUGAGCUUGAUGCCUCUCUCAGUUGCCAAAAGACUAGGUUUCACCUGCUACAAGAAGUGUAUGAUCACCCUUGUUCUUGCGGAUAGGUCAGUUAGAACACCGGUAGGAGUGCUUGAAGACUUACCGGUGAUGAUUGGUCAUUUUGAGAUCCCAACAGACUUUGUUGUGCUUGAAAUGGAUGAAGAACCAAAUGAUCCACUCAUCUUGGGGAGACUAUUUUUGAGAACUGCAGGAACAAUGAUUGAUGUGAAGAGUGGGAAAAUUCAAUUGAAUUUGGGAAAGGAAUCCUUGACUUUUGACAUUAACAAAGUGAUGAGGAAGCCUACAAUUGAUGGUCAAGUUUUCUACAUUGAGAAGAUAGAAGCUUUAGCUGAUGAGCUUUUGGAGGAAUUGGCCAUGGAGGAUGAACUCCAAAGCACUUUGACAGUUAAACAAGGAGAGUUUGGUCUACUAAAGGAAGAUAGUGAAGGGUAUGGAAAGAUUCUUGACUCUCACAAGCGCUCUAGUAAUGAUGGAAGCUUCCUUGAGUUGAAAGAGCAAAUGGUGUGUUCAGGAAGUUCAUCCAAAUGA
Messenger RNA from Camelina sativa (false flax), 1164 nucleotides. Lineage: Eukaryota; Viridiplantae; Streptophyta; Magnoliopsida; Brassicales; Brassicaceae. The record is from RefSeq and is a predicted model, not a curated record.